This is a messenger RNA of Pocillopora verrucosa, 3021 nucleotides long. Its product is annotated as tetratricopeptide repeat protein 28-like. The record is from RefSeq and is a predicted model, not a curated record. NCBI's taxonomy places the organism in Eukaryota, Metazoa, Cnidaria, Anthozoa, Scleractinia, Pocilloporidae.
AUGAAUCACGAAGCAGAAAUCCUAAAGUCAGUCCAGAUAGGUUUAGAUAUCUGCAUAUUUCUUCUCAACACUGAUCGUGGCCUACAAGCGACUGAGUUAUGUAAUGAAUGUACAACUCUACUUCAAAACCUUGGCACUGGUAUUCAGCUUGAUAUCUCCCAUGUAAUAUUCAAUGCUUACUUCGCCAUCUCUGGUUACGCAAAUGCAGAAAGAUACACUAAUAAACUUCUUGAAACGCUCCUCAACGUUGGAAUACUAACAACACGACUGGGAGACAAAUAUGAAGCACAAAACCGGUUUGUAGAGGGAAAGCAACUUUUUAAAAGCGCAUUCGCCAUCUGGAAAACGACUGGUAGAAAAAAGGGAGAAGCUGAGGUUCAUGAAAGACUUGGAAAUGUAGGUUACUACCUAUGUGAAAUGCAGAAGGCAAAAAAACACUACCAGAUAGCACUUGCCAUCGCAACAGAAAUUGGCGACAGACAAGGUGAAGGAAGAAUUAACGGGAGCCUCGGAGCUGUGCUUGAUUCCCUUGGCGAAUAUCACAAGGCUAAAGAAUAUAACGAGAAGGCACUUGCCAUCGCGAUAGAAAUUGGUGACAGACAAGGAACAAGUAACUUGCAUCUCGGAAAUGUGUUUAUUUCCCUUGGCAAAUAUCAGAAGGCUAAAGAAUAUCACGAGAAAGCAGUUGCCAUCGCUAUAGAAGUUGGCGACAAACGAGGAGAAGGAAGUAGUAACGGGAGCCUCGGAAAUGUGUUUGAUUGGCUUGGCGAAUAUCAGAAGGCUAAAGAAUAUCACGAGAAGGCACUUGCCAUCGCGAUAGAAAUUGGUGACAGACAAGGUGAAGGAAGAAGCAACGGGGACCUUGGAUCUGUUUUUCAAUCUCUUGGCGAAUAUCAAAAGGCUAAAGAAUAUCACGAGAAAGCACUUACCAUCGCGAUAGAAAUUGGCGACAAACGAGGAGAAGGAACAAGGAAUGGGAAUCUCGGAGCUGUGUUUCAUUCCCUUGGCGACUAUCAGAAGGCUAAAGAAUAUUACGAGAAAGCACUUGCCAUCGCGAUAGAAAUUGGCGACAGAGCAGAAAUUGGUAACAGAAUAGGAGAAGGCUCGAUAUACUCGAAACUUGGAGGUGUGUAUUUUGAGCUUCGAAAAAAUCGGCAAGCUAAAGAAUAUUUGGACAAAGCAGUUGACGUCAGUUUAGCAAUUGGUGACAGAAAACUAGAAGCCUACGCUACUGCAGGUUUGGCAGCUGUCUUUGCUUCUGUUAAUGACUAUCAGAAGACAAAAGAACAUUGUGAGAAGGCGCUUACCAUCAGCAGAGAAUGUGGCAAUAGAAAGUUCGAAGCAGAAAUUUACCUAAAGCUUGGAAAUCUAUACCUUUCGCUUGGUGAAAGUGGCAAGGCAGAAGACUACUUAGAGAAAGCUCGUUCCAUAAGCAGCCAGUUUGGAUAUAAGAUGACUCAUUUUCAAAGCCUUCUUGGUAUUACACAGUUAAAGAUAUCACAGUCGGAGGUUGUGGAGGCAAACCAAUGUCUUCUUCAAUGUAUCGGCAAAUAUGAACAAAUCAGGACUUUUCUGAAAGAAAACAGUGAAUUUAAAAUGUCUCUGUUAGAAGAACAUGGUACUUUUCCCUACCAGUUACUCACUAACUUGCUAUGCCGUAUUGGAAAAUUUCGAGAUGCUCUUUAUGCUGAGGAGCUGGUACGAGCAAGAGUCCUCGCUGAAUUCAUGGCAGAUAAGUACUCCCUGGAAAGCCACUUCACAGCUGAUCCACAAUCAUGGUUCGGGAUUGAAAACAUCAUGAAGAGAGAAAGAAACUGUGUUUGUUUGUUCCUUUCAUAUAGAGAACGGCAAGUUCUUCUCUGGGUAUUGAAAGCAAAUGGAGACAUUUUCUUCCGAGCAACAGAUGAAGCGGAAGUUGACACCCUAAUUGCUGAGAAAGUUUGCGACGUGGAAGGAGUUUUCAAAAAGAGCGCCGCCGGCUUUGGAGUUUUACCCGCAGCAAACUGCGAAGAUCGAUCAUUGAAUGACGACGUGACGACAUCUCUUCAUGAAGAGAGCCGGGCAAAUUUGCGAGGUGACGAAACUAAAGAUACCGAAAGAACUCAUCAAUUGUGCUACAAAUGGAUCGUCGCACCUGUGGCAGAUUUACUUACUGAGCCUGAAAUCAUCAUUGUGCCCGAUCGAUUCUUGUAUCGAGUCCCAUUUGCUGCCUUGUGUGAUGAACCAGUCGGAAAGUAUUUAUCGGAGAAGUACAGAAUACGCAUCGUCCCUUCUCUAACGACUCUGCGGCUCAUCCAAGAAUGUCCUGCGGAAUAUCACAGUCUUACUGGCGCACUGGUUGUGGGUGAUCCUACGGUUGGCAAAGUGCAUUACAAUGGACGUCUUACUGACAUUACACCAUUGUUUCAUGCAAAUAAGGAAGCAGAGAUGGUUGGUCGACUGCUCGGCGUUCAGCCUUUGUCAGGAAGUCGCGCGACAAAGCAGGCGGUACUUCAAGCGAUACCUUCAGUGAGUCUGAUACAUCUUGCUGCUCAUGGAAAUGCCGAAAGAGGAGAGAUUGCUCUCUCUCCUCAAUCUACCACUAACGGUAUUCCCCAAGAGGAAGACUACCUCCUGACAAUGUCCGACAUUCAGGUAGUUCAGGUGCGAGCCAAACUGGUAGUACUCAGCUGUUGUCACAGUGGGCGUGGAUUGGUAAAAAAGGAAGGAAUUAUUGGAAUCGCUCGAGCUUUCUUAGCAUCCGGUGCACGUUCAGUGUUGGUAGCAUCGUGGGCUAUAGAAGACGAAGCAACGGCUAAGCUCAUGGAACAUUUCUAUGAACACCUUGUUCGUGGAGAAAGUGCCAGCGAAUCUCUUCACCAGGCCGUUCAAUGGUUGAGAAGCAACGGCUUUCCCAAAUCUUCCCAAUGGGCUCCGUUUGUGCUUAUGGGGGAUAACGUGACAUUCGAUUUUAUGAAAAAAAGGAAUGAAGAACUCAAGGAGGACAACAACGAGGCAGAGAAGGAACAGAGUCACGACUGA